Myxocyprinus asiaticus (Chinese sucker) is the source of this 1153-nucleotide messenger RNA. It is a transcript of the gene ucmab, whose product is annotated as upper zone of growth plate and cartilage matrix associated b. The transcript has 5 exons. The record is from RefSeq and is a predicted model, not a curated record. Gene Ontology annotation, biological process: regulation of osteoblast differentiation; embryonic skeletal system development. Gene Ontology annotation, cellular component: extracellular matrix. The coding region runs from base 85 to 501 and encodes 138 amino acids. NCBI's taxonomy places the organism in Eukaryota, Metazoa, Chordata, Actinopteri, Cypriniformes, Catostomidae.
CCCAUCUCAUGCAAGACGUCCCUGAGCAUAUCAGCUGGUUUUCCUUUGUUCCUGUUCUUCCUUGGCUCGGACACAAAUCUGAAAAUGUCCUGGACGCAGACUGUUCUUUUCACCUGUCUUGUUGUAGUGCUUUCCCUCACCUCGUUCCAAGGGACUGACAGCGCCGCUGUGUCAGAUAAGAAGGAUUCAAAGGAAGCCAACCCUCAAGGUCCACUACAGAAGAUCUUCAUGCCUGAAGCAGAUGCCUACAACUUCUUCAGACGGCGAGGCAGAAGAGCUGUGAAAAGUCAGGAUGAGAUUAAUGCUGAACAGAUGCAGAGACUGGCCGCAGACAAGAGGAAGAGAGAGUAUCAUGAGGAACAGAGGAAUGAGUUUGAGAGCUACGCUGAAGAGGAACAUGACGAGCAAGAUGAGCGUACCAGAGAGAAGACAGAGCAAUGGAGAGAAUUCCAUUACGAUGGACUCGACCCGUCUUAUGAGUACAACAGACACACAGUCUAAAACAGCAGUUACCUACAAGGAAAGGGGUGAAGGAGAUGAGUUCCUGACCAGCAACAUCUACAGAUGCUGUGCUCUAUCAAGCGGAGACCAAAAUUAACAUCUGAGAUCUUGUUUUAAAGUGUUUUUGGCACAACGUUUGCAGUAAACAUGCACAUGCUAAAGUGGAUAACAAUGUAGGCCCAUUUGGGUAAAACAAUAUUCAUGCAUGUAGAAAAUAUAGAAUCCAUGUAUCAUAGUUCUUUAAAAAGAUGUACAUUAAUUCCAAGAUUUUUAUAUAGGCUACUCUUUACCCUAGUAGGGUCAUUUCGUGUCAACUCAACCAGAGGUCCCCAGCUCAAAAUGUUGAUUUUGAUAUUUUUGUUCUGGUGAAAGAAAUACAUAAAUGAAGAUGAAAGCCAAAAUAUUAAAUGCCAUGGAUUAAUAUUUACAGAGUAAUCGACUAUUUUGUAGAGGGGGGUCAAAAUGACAAUUGUCACCUAUGAUUUUGAAGCAAAACCACAGAUAAAAAAAAAAAAAAACAACUUUAGAAAGAUGGCAGCAUCAUUAUUUUAUUUUUACACAUAGAUUGGUAGGUCUGUUACUAAAACCAGUUGACUUUAGCAAUCCUUGUAGCAUUAUAUGCCAAUGGUGACAGUCUUUUUCCAAAGUUGGC